AUGCACGACAUGUGGUGCAGCCCACAUGAUGCAGCCUACGUGGUGCAAUCAAUGUGCUGCAACCAACAAUCUAUGAGCAUGCCGGUUCUGGGCGCGAUUGCUGAAAGUCCAUGUGUUUUGUAUUAUCUUCCCUGUGACUUUUUGUCAUGUGGUUCGCGCAAGCGCGCGGGCAGAGCAUCGGCAAUCUUUGUGAUGACCAGCCAGUUGGUGUGCGAUGUCUUUGGUUUGGACUGCUUGUCGAACCGAUGUGUGUUGGCGUGCACAUUCAGCGUGUGUGCGUGUGGACAUCACUACGGCUUCUUCGGUGCUCACUGCAGUACUGACUGGCCGCCGCCGUCAUUUUGA
This is a messenger RNA of Prorocentrum cordatum, 345 nucleotides long. The record is from the annotation of a GenBank genome assembly. NCBI's taxonomy places the organism in Eukaryota, Dinophyceae, Prorocentrales, Prorocentraceae.